Stegodyphus dumicola is the source of this 3328-nucleotide messenger RNA. Its product is annotated as puratrophin-1-like. Gene Ontology annotation, molecular function: guanyl-nucleotide exchange factor activity. The record is from RefSeq and is a predicted model, not a curated record. NCBI's taxonomy places the organism in Eukaryota, Metazoa, Arthropoda, Arachnida, Araneae, Eresidae.
CUUCUUAAUCAUGGACUUAUAACAGAAGAUUUGACAUCCCAAGGACCUGUUGCUUCCAUAUCAAAAACUCUCUUAGAUUCAAGAGCGGCACAUAGAGAUUCCCAUUUAUCAUCUUCCACAUAUUCUAGUUAUAGCAAAGAUAUUACAAAUGUAUUACGGAGUUCUGGUCGCAGUUCGUCUUCUGGAACUGAAGGUAAAUGUACAAAAAGACUGAUGAAGCGUUGCCAGAUGUGGCAGCUGAGAGAUGAAGCUCUCGAGAAAGCCAAAGCUGAAGUCAGAGAACAGACUGCUUUGCUUUCGUGUAGAAAGGCUUCAGAAUCCUCCUAUUGACUGCAAUCUCAGCAGCCCGGGAAGUACUGAUUCAAGCAACUCAGAGAAUGCUUACAAGAAAUCCGCUACACAAGCAAGGCUGGACACUGCCCGAGGACCUGUUCCUGUAAACUCUCACCUCAUGUCUCCAACAUCUCCCGCAAAUGUCCCAGAUAUCAGCAGUACCAAUGAAACUGGAAAUGACACAGAGGCUAAAUCUAAAAAGACUCUAAUGCUUAUUAUGAAGGAACUGAUUCAGACUGAAAGGGACUAUGUGAAAUCGCUCGAAUAUAUUAUUGAAAAUUAUAUUCCUGAAUUUCUAAGGGAAGACAUACCACAAGCACUACGAGGUCAAAGAAAUGUUGUGUUUGGAAAUAUUGAGAAAAUAUAUGAAUUUCAUAAUCAAUAUUUCUUAACUGAACUUGAGCACUGUGAAAAUUCUCCCUUCACCGUUGGCCAGUGUUUCCUUGAUUUUCAACCUCAGUUUUACUUGUAUGCUCUGUAUAAUAAGAAUAAGCCAAAAUCUGAUGCCCUUAUGUCUGAAUAUGGGAAUGUAUUUUUCAGGAAAAAACAGCUCGAGUUGCAGGAUAAGAUGGAUUUAGCUAGCUACCUUUUAAAACCUGUACAAAGAAUGGGGAAAUAUGCAUUACUUUUAAAACAGCUUUUAAAGGAGUGUCCAGAGCGAGAAACAGAGCACAAGGCAUUAAAGGUAGGGGGGGAAAAGAUUAAAAACCUGCAGCUGGCUGAAGAAAUGGUCAGAUUUCAGUUAAGACAUGGAAAUGAUUUGCUUGCCAUGGACGCUUUAAAAGAUUGUGAUGUAAACGUAAAGGAACAAGGUCGAUUACUCCGCCAGGAUGAAUUUAUCGUUUGGCAGGGUCGAUCUCGGAAGUGCAUGCGACAUGUAUUUCUGUUCGAAGAUCUCAUACUCUUCAGCAAAGCACGUAGAGAUCCACAGCGCAAAGGAUAUGAGAUGUAUCAGUACAAGCACAGCAUAAAAACUACAGAUUUAGGAAUGACUGAACAGGUUGGUGAUAGUCCUACCAAAUUUGAGAUUUGGUUCCGUAAAAGGAAGUUAAAUGACACCUUUUUACUCCAGGCUCCAAAUCCAGAAGUUAAAGCUGCAUGGGUGACAGAAUUACGUAAAAUACUUGUAAAACAGGCAGUUAAAAACAGAGAAAAUCGCCUUGCCGAAAUGUCAUCCAUGGGAAUCGGAAACAAACCGUGUCUCGAUAUUAAACCCAGUGAAGACCAAAUAAGUGAUAGAUCUAUCAGCAUUCAUCAGUUAGCAAGAGCUCCUCGAUUCAGAAAUUCCAUCGCAGUGUCGCCUUAUGACAUUCAUAAUAACAGGAAUUCCAUCAUAUCUGUGAGCUCGUCGUCUUCUUCGGGUAGCAGUCAGUCUUCGUUUUCAUUCUACGGAACGCUGAAUCUUGGGUUCGAGCCUGGAGACAGUCCUAGACCUCUGCACAGAUCACUAACACAACAGUCUCAGUGCUCUACAGAAAGUGGCUUCUGUACAGAUGCCAGCACUGCCGGUGACACUCCUGAAAAUGAACACCUCCAUCAUAAGAGGGCUGAAAGGAGUGACAGCCUAUUGUCAAGUGAUUCUUUAUCGACUAAUGUAUCCCCCACCGAAGCUCCUUAUAUUAUUAAAUACGAGCAGUCAUUAGAAGAGAGUCUUACGACUUCCAUGUGACCUGUUUCCUGACUUAUUUAUUUUGGACUUGUGAUUUGCCAUUCUAUCAAAUGUUUUAUAGAAUACUGUGGUGGUCCUUCUGGAGCAAGAUUUGUGCCAUACAGAAAAAAUGAUGAGCUUUGUUGUGCUCUGGACUUUAUGACUUAGCACGAGCAUGACCCUACGAGCACGGGUUUAUAGAAUUUAAAAACUUAAUUUAUUAAGUUGAUAUAUAUUGCACUAUAGUAUCGAAGUAAUAAAUAUUGUGCCAUUUUUUGGCUGUAUAUUUAAUUCACUGUGUAUAAUACUACCUCCCCAGUGUAUUUCAAGAGUUCUAUUAAGGAAAUUCCUUUUGUGAACAGUUGUUCACUCACUGACCUCUGUGUCCUAUUUGUUAAAAUCAUUCAAUCAAAAUUUGUUUACAUAAAAUAACCUGAUUUAGUUUUGUAGCAUAUUUUAUAACAAUAUUACUCACUAACCUCUGUGUCCUGUCUGUUAAAAUCAUUCUGUCAAAAUUUGUUUACAUAAACCUGAUUGUUUUGUAACAUGUUUUACAAGAAUACUACUCAUUAACCUCUGUGUGAUGUCUAUUAAAAUCAUUAAAUCAAAUAUCAUUUAUAUGAAAUAAUUCGAUUCAGUUUUGUAACAUAUUUUACAACAGACUCGCUUAUCUCUGUCUUUUAUUUGUUAAAAUCAUUCAGCCAAAAUUUAUUCAGUCAUUCAAUCAAAAUCUGAGUAACCUGAUUCUGUUCUGUAACAUGUUUGAUUGAGAGUUUUUCUCCUGGUGGUGUAACAUGUAAGUAACUGUUCUGAACUUUUAUAUAUCUGUCACUCAUACCGUGAAGUUAUUUUUCAGAACGUGUAUUUUUUUUAUGAUUCGAGUGGCAUCCUUUUGGAUAGAACAAAAAAUAUAAGCAAGCAAAUAUUUAAUGAUUGAGUAAAUAAUUAUUGUUUAAUUUAUUCAAGAUGUAAAAAUUUUCUUCUUUUGUCUGCUUUUAUAUUUUGCAAAGCACAAAGAAAUUUUCCAAGUGCAAUUUUUUUAAAAUAUCGUAUGAUAAAGGUGCAAUAAAAAGAUUACUCUUUUGACAAUCCAUUAAAGUUCAAGUGCUUAUAUUUAAAAAUAUCCUUUGGAGCCACUAAUUUGUAAAUAGAAUAAUUUGUACAUAAGAUGUGCUUUCUAUUCACCAUGCUCCCUCGAAUGUUGUGGUCUUUUUUAACUAGUGCCAUUUGGUGUUCUAUAAUCAAUUAUAAUAAUUAAGGAGCACAUAUAAAGUUGUUUUAUGCAGCUAAUUGUAAAUUUAUUUCUGUAAUAAAUUGCAGAAUUAAAGUAUUUGAUUAUUUGAAAAA